Messenger RNA from Funneliformis caledonium, 153 nucleotides. The record is from the annotation of a GenBank genome assembly. NCBI's taxonomy places the organism in Eukaryota, Fungi, Glomeromycota, Glomeromycetes, Glomerales, Glomeraceae.
AUGCCUUUAUGUAAAAGUUCCAGUAUUAAUAUAUAUAAUACAGAACAAGUUGAUAUUGAUGAUACUUCUUUAAAAACAUUAAAUAAUAAUAUAGAGCAAGAUGAUGAUAAUCUUUUAAAAACGCGUAUAGAACGUAAUGUCUUUCUCAAAUAG